AUGGAGCUUGUGGAGUUGAAGCCACUAAGGCGUGCAUUAGUUGGAUUGCCUGGUGUUAAUGGUCUCUCAACAGAGCAACGCAAAAGGUUGACAAUUGCAGUCGAACUUGUGGCAAAUCCUUCCAUAAUAUUCAUGGAUGAGCCAACUUCUGGGCUGGAUGCAAGAGCCGCUGCUAUUGUCAUGAGAACAGUUAGGAACACUGUAGACACUGGAAGAACAGUUGUUUGUACCAUCCAUCAGCCUAGCAUAGACAUAUUUGAAUCUUUUGACGAGCUUUUGCUAAUGAAGCAAGGAGGGAAAGAGAUAUAUGUGGGGCCACUUGGACCGCAUUCUUCCAAUUUAAUUAGUUAUUUUGAGGAAAUCGAAGGUGUCAAUAAGAUCAAAGAUGGCUAUAAUCCAGCAACAUGGAUGUUUGAAGUCACGACUUCAGCAAAAGAAAUGGAAUUAGGGAUUGAUUUUGCCGAUGUGUACAAAAAUUCAGUGUUAUACAGGAGAAACAAAGAACUUGUUAAGGAAUUGAGUAGUCCAGCUCCUGGUUCCAGAGACCUUUAUUUUCCAUCACAGUAUUCAACUUCCUUUUUUACCCAAUGCCUGGCUUGCUUAUGGAAACAACAUUGGUCUUACUGGCGCAAUUGUCCGUACACUGCCCAAUCAUUCAUUUACACAAUUGCUGUUUCUGUUUUGUACGGGAGCAUGUUUUGGAACAAUGGCUCGAAAAUUGAAAAGAAACAAGAUCUUUUCAAUGCCAUGGGCUCCAUGUAUGCUGUUGUUUUGCUUGUUGGCGUUAAGAAUUCUUUUUCUGUGCAGCCAGUGGUUGCUGUUGAAAGAACAGUCUAUUAUAGGGAAAGAGCAGCUGGAAUGUAUUCAGCUUUCCCAUAUGCUUUUGCUCAGGUUCUGAUUGAGCUCCCGUAUGCACUUGUGCAAGCUGUAGUUUACAGCACUAUCAUUUACGCAAUGAUUGCUCGUGUUUUCAAUUUCAUGGGUUUCCCGAUUGGCGGGGGAAGCAUUCUCAGGGUAGUCAUGGAUCAGGGAAAGGAGCAAGCCAUUCUAGAGGGCAUGCGCCAUUUAGCCAGAGAGAAAGGAACUGCGUCUUUUCUUCCUCACAAAACAACAGGAAACCAAAAUUGGAGAAACUUUUUGUUUCUGGGAAACAGUUGCUAG
This is a messenger RNA of Sphenostylis stenocarpa, 1161 nucleotides long. The record is from the annotation of a GenBank genome assembly. NCBI's taxonomy places the organism in Eukaryota, Viridiplantae, Streptophyta, Magnoliopsida, Fabales, Fabaceae.